This is a messenger RNA of Amphimedon queenslandica, 641 nucleotides long. Its product is annotated as tyrosine-protein phosphatase 69D-like. The transcript has 5 exons. Gene Ontology annotation, molecular function: protein tyrosine phosphatase activity. Gene Ontology annotation, biological process: protein dephosphorylation. The record is from RefSeq and is a predicted model, not a curated record. Lineage: Eukaryota; Metazoa; Porifera; Demospongiae; Haplosclerida; Niphatidae. The annotation marks the transcript as partial.
UUAAUUAAUCAAGUUUGUCGUCAGCCCACUGAAGGACUACUAUGCGACGCAUUGUCAAAGACUAAUAUUGGGAAGAACAGGUUCCCCUCUAAACUGGACACUCUGCCCUAUGAUAUGACUCGUGUGAGGCUUAGGACUGCCAGUGGCACUGGAGACUACAUUAAUGCUAACCAUGUUGAUGGUUACAAGCAUCGCGGUGCAUUCUUGGCGACACAGGCGCCAAUGACAGAGACAGUGGAGGACCUGUGGCGCAUGGUCUGGGAGCAAUGGUCGUCGUCUAUUGUGAUGCUGUGUAAUCUUGAAGAAAAUGAGAAGGAGGUGUGUGCUAAGUAUUGGCCUGAUAAAGUUGACGAAUCAGUGACUUACGGUAAAAUGGUCGUCAAACUUGUUUCUGAGGAGAAGAGGCCUCACUACAUCAUCAGGAAGUUAAUGCUUUCUCAAGAGAGCACUUACAUCAACGUAUCAGCUGGUGCUGCUGAUCAUUUGAUGGUGACCCAGUUCCAUUAUGUUAACUGGGCUGAAGAUGAGAAACCGAAAGAUGAGACUCCAUUGCUGAAACUAAUUGAUCAGUUGUUACACAAUCAGAUGAAUACUGGGAAUAAAGCAAUCACAGUGAUGUGCAGGUAAAUAAUAAAUAUAAA